AUGAAUUAAAUAUAAUAAGACACUGAACAUCCAGGAUCAAAAUUGAAUUAGCUAAUGUUAACUGAUGAACCUAUUGGUGAGAUUCAGGAUUUCCUCAAUUAUUCUCUAUCAGAGGGCAAUUUUUCGAUACAAGGUUCAAAAAUACAAAGCAAUAACAAUUAGAAUAGUCAAAGUUCUAAGGAAAAAGUUAAUAAAGGCAAAAGAGUUUAAUUUGAUUCGACUCUCAAUAGUCCCUCCACUCAUUUCCUAGUUAAUAAGACAAGUACCAGACUCUCAGAACCUCCUCAACAUUUGCAUCAAUAAUAGCAAAUAUACAGUGUCAUUUAAUUCUGCUUUAUCAAGAGAUUCAUCAAUCGAAUAAGUUGGAAAAAGAAAAUAAAUGCUCAAUUUAAUUUCUAUCAAUACAAAAUACUCAAAGAUUUAGGAUCAUCUUUCAAUCUGAAACUCUUUAGAGACAGUGCUCUUAAUCUCAAACCUAUGAUUAGUCAAUUUAGUAAUUCUCAUGAUAACUUAAAUUAAAGUCUCAAAAAGAAUCCUAGAGAAUUCACAACAAGAUUUUAAAAACAUUAUUCUCAAUUAAAAACCUGCACUAAUAAUUUAUAUAAGAAGAUCGAAUCAGAAUUAGAAAAGAUACCUCUGAUCACACCAGAAUCUAGAUCAAAAAUUGUUUGGGAUUGUGUGGUUAUGAUAAGCAGACUAUAUUUUUUAUUCACCAUUCCAUUGGAUCUGGCUUGGAAUUAAUAGCAAAUUAUCUAUGGUCAACUCUUUGCAACCACCAUUUUUAUGAUAAUGCUAUUGGUCGUAGACUUCAUUCUAAGCUUUAAUAAUUCAUUUUAUUAAUUUGGACAAAUUGUUAGUAACAGAGCCACAAUAGCCAAAAAUGUAAUUAGCAAAAGUUAUGGUCUAGAAGCAAUUUCAAUACUAAUAUUGGUCAUUUAUGCCAUAAUCUUUAAUUCCUCCAAACAUGGAUUCAACCUUAUGAAUUCAUGGUGGGAUCUAUUAAUGUUGUUAUUUUAUGUACAAAGCAGAAAUAUUCCUAAAUUAAUAAGUUAAAUAGAAGAGACGUUAAAUUUAUCCAAGCCUAGUAGUUCAUUAUUAGAAUUGUUCAAAUUAUUGUUACUUUUAUUCUUUGUUCUGCAUUGCUACUCAUGCCUUUGGUACUUUGUUGGAUAUUAUAGUGAACAGUACUCUGAAAAAGGAUGUUGGUUAGAGUUUUAUCACAUUUAAAAUGAGACCUGGUAAGUCUAAUAUUUGUAUUCCUUCUAUUUCUCGACUGUCACAAUGUUCACUAUCGGUUAUGGAGACGUUGUACCAAUUAGUUAUUUAGAAAGAAUAGUAGCUAUUCUCUAUAUGAUGAUUUGCAGUAUUCAACUAAGUUAUAGUGUCAGUACUGUGGGGGCAAUCAUAGAUACAAUAUCUGCUUAUGGAUAAGAGAAGAUGAGAAAGAUGAGGAAGAUAAAUACUUAUAUGUAAAAUAAAAAGAUUCAAUACCAAUUACAAUAUUAAAUCAGAGAAUAUUUAAAUUAUUAUUGGGAAUCAUAGAAUUAAGUAGAGAAUGAUGAAUUAAAUGAGAUUAUUAAUUAAUUAUCAGAGGAUCUAAGGGAAAAAUUAAUGAAUGAAUCAAACUCAAUGAUUUUAAAUGAAUGUCCUUUGUUUAAAAACAAUUUUAGUGAUGCUUUAAAGUCCAAGUUGGUUCAUAAAAUUAAACCAGCAGUUAUUUAACCAGAGAACAUCAUCAACUUUGAUUCAAUAUUCCCUUAAAUUCCUGCUGGUUAAUUAUAUGUAUGUUUUGUUGAAUUCGGAGACAUUCAAAUCUUCAUUUAGAAUGAUUAAAUUGAUUAGAUUUUGGAAAGUCCAUAGAUUGCAGAAGUUAGUAAAGUUGGAAAAGGAUCAAGUCUAGGAAUUAUCGGUUUUAUAAGUGGAAAAUAAUCAUAAGAGAGAUUUAGAAGUAUAGGAUUCUCUAAAUUAUUGAUGCUGUCUAGAGAUGACUUUUUGAAAAUCAUAUAAGACUUUCCAGAAGAUUAUGAAAGAUUUAGAAAUCUAUAUGAUAGUAUUUAAUUUGAUGAUGUGAGUGCAUUGCAUAUGAAGUGUUUUAGUUGCAAUUCAAGUUAUCAUAGAGUACUCUAAUGCCCUUUAUUACAUUAUAUUCCAGAUCGAGAAUUAAUUAUUAAAAGACAUCAGUUUAGUAAUCAAUAAAUAAGAAAUUCUCAUUUCUUAAGAAACCCUUAUCGUCAAAAAGGGUACUUUGCAGCAAGAUAUGAUUAAGAAAUUAUUGAACAUGAAGCGUCAUCAUUUAAUAAUAAUAAUUGGAAAUGGGCUGAGUUCUAUGAGGAACCAGAGGAUGAAGCAUUAAAAAAAAGUGAGGCUUAAAUUAACUAAACUAAUCUUGAAUAAAGUAGUUCUAAUCUUUAAAUUAUUAACUAGCCUUAAUCUUAAUAAUUAUUUACUUCAACUGCUUUCCUUUCUGUAUUAGAUCAAUCCUCAAAAUUGAAUUUAGAACCGCCAAUCGUAAAAAAGAGGUCAACUCUUUUCAAGUAAAGAACAAGAACUAUUGAAUAGAUGGAUAUAGAUGAUUAAUCAAUGAAAGCAUCUUUAAUGAGUAAAGCCAGAAAUAAUCUGAUGAUCAUUAAGGAAGAGGAACAAACCAAAAGUUCUAUUUUUCGUAAAUACUAAAAGAUGAAGCCUUCUGUAACUAUCGAAUUAAAUCAAAAUAGAGUUAGAGAGAAUAUUUAAAAAUUGAAAAAGGUUGUAAAAGCAAUCACAAACAUGUAUAGAAUGAAAAAAAAGUAAAAAUAAAAAAAGGAGACUAAAUCUAUAUUGAAUUCCUUUUUAGAGAUCAUUUAGGACUAAGCAUUCCUGAAAGGAAUUCUAAAUAAAGUGAGAAUCCGAUUAAAAUAGAUACAAGAUGGCAAAAAAUAAAUCUUAUCAGAGAAAGACAUUGCAGAUACUAUGAUCUUGGAAAUCAAAUUAAAAAUGGAAAUAAAUCUAUUGAAUGAAUAUCAAAAGAAAGAUUAGUAGUUGACGAUGGAAUCAUAUAAAAAGUUUAAACAUUAUCAAAUUCAAAAUAACCUAGAUUCGAUCUUGGAAAGAAUGUAUUUCUACAAGUAGUAGCAUCUAUUGAAUCCUCAAUUAAGAGAGAAUUAGUCAUAAUUGUUGAAAUAUAUGAUACACCCUGAAACAUUCUUUGAGAAAUACAGGUAUCAACAGAUCAUAGUUCCCAAAUUCGACAUUCCUGAAUCGAGACGAGAUUCUGGUCUUGUGACUGAACACACUUUAAGGCGCAGUAAAUUGCUUAAAAAAAGCAUUAGAAAUGUAAAAUCGUCUUAAGUAAGACCUGCCUCAGAAGGUGCAGGCAAACUCCAAUUUUGA
This is a messenger RNA of Paramecium tetraurelia, 3369 nucleotides long. RefSeq lists its product as uncharacterized. Lineage: Eukaryota; Ciliophora; Oligohymenophorea; Peniculida; Parameciidae. The transcript is spliced from 3 exons. The record is from RefSeq and is a predicted model, not a curated record.